AUACACUCAGCCAGCACCUGACUGGCUGUUUUAAGCCAUGUUUUCAGUAUUUUAACAGAUUAAGUUGGUUAGAAAUCCACUAGUGAAGAAGAAGAAGUGCCUCAAUCUGCGUGUAAAAGUGUCUGUCUGGUCAUAUGAAUAUGAGGGAAGAAGCCUGGGGCGCCAUGACUCGGAAAAAUCCCCACAAUACCGGAGGAAUGGCGCCGCACACACAGCUCUUCCAUAAUCGUCGCUGAAGUAUAAAGGAUUCACAUCGAUUUCAUCACCAUGGCAGCCAAGUCAUCUCUACUAAAGGUGAUCCUGCUUGGGGAUGGCGGCGUGGGCAAGUCGUCCCUCAUGAAUCGCUACGUUUCGGACAAGUUUGACGCGCACCUCUUCCACACCAUCGGCGUCGAAUUCCUCAACAAAGAGCUGGAGGUGGAUGGGCGCCGGGUGACCCUGCAGAUUUGGGACACUGCCGGUCAGGAGCGUUUCCGAAGCCUGCGCACGCCAUUCUACCGCGGCUCUGACUGCUGCCUUCUCACGUUCGGCGUGGAUGACGCACAAAGCUUCCUCAAUCUCGGGCACUGGAGGAAAGAGUUUGCAUACUACGCUGACGUGAAGGAGCCUGACAGCUUCCCUUUCAUCAUUCUAGGCAAUAAAAUCGAUGUUGUGGAGCGGCAGGUGACCACAGAAGAGGUGCAGCGUUGGUGUUGUGAUAAUGGCGGCCACCCGUAUUUUGAAACUAGUGCCAAGGACGCAACAAACGUCGCCGAGGCUUUUGAAGAGGCUGCAAGGCGUGUGUUGGCACUGGAGGAUCGUCAAGCACAUGUCAUGCCCUCAGACGUUGUGGAUUUGCGCAGGAAGCCACGCUCUAGCAGUCGCUGUUGUUUGUAACAGCUGGAGGUUUUGGCGAAGUCAGUCACACCAUUUAAAACUGUCUAAUGGACUUUUAAGGACUUACUAGGGCUGUAAAAUUGCUCUACUGAGUCUCUGAAGGUUUUUAGUCAUCCAGGGUAUAUUGAGUGUCUAAGUAGUAAGUCAUCGAAACUGGACUUGAGUUAUAAUCGUUAAAAAUAUUGCUCCACAUGUUGGUUUUUGCGCGACGUUCAGCAUUAUUACACAAAAGGCUUUGACUAACUGUGAUAACACAUUCAAUAUGACCCAGAUUUCCACAAACCUUCAGAGUCUUUUGGAGCUUCUACAAAGCAGGUGGCACUAAUGUGCAAGAAUCUGUAGCUCCAAAAAACAAGUCCUGCAGUUCUUUUGUUUUUUUUCUCAUUUGAGGCCUUUUCCAGGCCAGUGAAAAGUCUAGCACUCACUAGGGAACAGAGUUUAAUGUACACCAAACCAGUCCAAAGUUUUGACUACACUGAAUUGAAACUAAAUUUUGAAACUAUUAAAUGUCUCCCUAACCACUUACACUCUCAUCAUGUGAUGUGUUUUUAUUUAAUCGGGUUCCUUGAAAGGAUAUUUGCAAAUGUUAUAAGUAAACGCACUGAGAUGGAUGUUCAUGUUUAAGUGCAUGCUGAUUUUAAUAGUCUUGGGAAAACCCACUGGCCAUGUGAAUGGCUAUUUCAGAAUGCUAAAAGAAUUUGAGGAUGUUUUCAGGUUCAACAUGUUGAUAUAAAUACGAUUAUGUGGGUGGAAAAGGUUUCCCGGAUGUGUACUAAAAACAUUUUGACUAAACAUAUCAUUUGAGCACUAUAUUUGUUUCUCCACAGUGCCUGUACUCCUCCAAUGGACAAGCAUUGCUUUGGGCAGCUUUAAGAGACACUAGAAAGAACACUAGUGGCAAAUGAAAUACUCCUGGUCAUUGUUUUAAACAUCAUCUACCUGGUGUGACUUCAUUACACAAAUAAACAGUCUGACAAACUCUAACACAUCAUAAUAACUGCCUAGCUGCAGUGAUGUGUCAGACCUUCACUUAAGAGCUCAUACUGUGUACGUGUAGGACUUUAUCUUUCAUUCAGUAGGACCAGGAUGUAGCUCUUACUUUGUAUCACAUAAUCCCAUGACAAACUUUUUAAUGAACAUUAAAUCAAAACUUGCUUCAGAACCUUUUUUUAUGUUUUCAACCAUUUUAUUUUAACUCCACAUUAGGAAAGCCUUUCCUUAUUUCCAUUUAGAAUGUAACACAAUUUUUACUAUCAUGAACCUUACUAAGUGUUUGUCCUAAUGAAACAGAAAUCACUUUUAUUUUAACUGUUUUUCGAGUUAAUUUUUUUUUUUUAAGCCAUUUUUCGAGUUUAAUUUAUUGCAAAUUUGGUGUGAUUUGUUUUUGGGGUUUUUUCUCUUAGCUUCAUAACUAAGAAUAUUUUGUAUAUUUUUUUUCUGAAUUAAUAUCUAAUGUGUUUUCUCUGUAAUUUCUCGUCUCUGUCAAUUUGUUGCAAAUAAAUAAGGGGGUUGGAAAAUGGGUGGUUUCAAAAAUCAAGCUAUUCAUAAAUGUGCAGUCUUCUCCUACAAGUCAUUUGUACCAUCAUCAACCCUGCAAAAGCUAAUGUACUGAAACUCUAAUUUAAGCCGUAAUGAAAGACAGUCCUUUAAUUCUUGUAUAAAUUCAAUUACAAUACAAGUGCUAUCUUUUUUUUUUUUUUGUGAAUUUGUGAUCUUGCUUCAUUUUUGCUGUCACCAUGAGGAUGAUUACCUGCCAGUUCCUUACUAUGUAUUACCAAUACGUGAAGUAUUUUUAUACAGUAAGUUGCGAUUAUGUAAGAUAGUGAUAAUAUAAAUAACAAAAGACUAACAAAGGCAACUUUUUUUGAUGUUAAUAAGAAAAUGCGUCUUUUAUCCUGAAGGCUAUUCUGUGGAACAAUGGAUAAAGAUUCAGCUGUUACAAAUCACUGAAACUGGAGACUCCUUCCAACACUGUUUAAUAAACAUCUCCAUACAGAAAGCU
Hemibagrus wyckioides is the source of this 2878-nucleotide messenger RNA. RefSeq names its product RAB9A, member RAS oncogene family (gene rab9a). The coding region runs from base 268 to 876 and encodes 202 amino acids. Gene Ontology annotation, biological process: retrograde transport, endosome to Golgi; Rab protein signal transduction. The record is from RefSeq and is a predicted model, not a curated record. Gene Ontology annotation, molecular function: GTPase activity; GTP binding. Lineage: Eukaryota; Metazoa; Chordata; Actinopteri; Siluriformes; Bagridae. The transcript has 2 exons. Gene Ontology annotation, cellular component: late endosome; phagocytic vesicle; lysosome.